ACCUGACCCCUACAAUUCCAUUUCAUUCAAGCCAGCUCUACCGGUUUUCACAUUUUCCCGUAAAAAGAAAACCCCCUUUAUUUUAUUAAAUGCCUGCAAAGUAUAUGAAAGCAACCACACCAUCCCCUGCAAUUCAUCCCUGAAAUCGAAAAUCUCGCAUCUUAAUCCGGCGAUCAGAUGACGAAUUCGCCCGGGGAAUCUCCGUCGGUCGACGGCGAGGUUUCGAGGUUGGUGGAGGAAGCGAAAGAGUUGCAGGAAACUGCCUCGUCCCUCAUCUCCCGCACCUCACUCGAAGAAGACGCGCUCCGCCAGCGCGUCGCCUCACUGGAUUCCCGCAUCAAGUCCCUCCGUUCUUCUCUCCGGAGCUCCGGUAACUCAGAUAAAUUGGAAGAGGAAUUAGUGAGAGCGAGAUACAUAUUGAGUGAAGGAGAUGCGGCGACAUUUCUUCCGAGCAAAUCUCAUGGGAGGUUUUUGAGGAUGUUUUUGGGGCCUAUUAAUGUGAGGGCAAAUCGGAAGGAUGUGAAAUUGAAAGUGAAAGAGGAAUACAAUAACGUCAGGGAUAGAACAGCACUUUUGUUCCUCUGUUUGCCAUCGCUGUUGCUUAUGUUAAGGUCAUGGAUUUGGGGUGGAUGUCUACCUGCUUUACCGGUGCAACUAUACCAGGCAUGGUUGCUAUAUCUCUACACUGGUUUGGCUUUGAGAGAAAACAUCUUGAGAGUUAACGGCAGUGAUAUACGCCCAUGGUGGAUUAAGCAUCAUUACUGUGCCAUGGCUAUGGCUCUCAUUAGUCUAACUUGGGGGAUUGAGAGGGGGCACGACUGUGCUCAGAAGCAGCGAGGUGUACAAUUAUUUCUGAAAUGGGCAAUAAUGCAAGGAGUUGCCAUGAUGCUUCAAAAUAGAUAUCAGAGGCAAAGACUUUAUACACGUAUUGCGCUUGGCAAGGCCAGAAGAAUGGAUGUUGUUUGGGGAGAAACUGCUGGAGUGGAGGGUCAGUUACUGCUGUUGUGUCCUAUACUUUUUGUUUUGCAGGGUUUCGAAGCUUAUGUUGGGUUGUUGUUGCUUAAAACUGCACUUGCUGGAUCCAGUUUGGGUUGGCAGGUAAUUACAUGUGGGAUACUUCUCAUAAUCAUGGCUGCUGGAAAUUUUGUUAAUACGGUGCAGACCCUCGUAACGAAAUCUAGGGUUAAGGCAAAAAUUAGGAAAGGUAAAAGCAGACAAGAACUGAACCAAGGAUCUGAUGAUAAGAGCUUAUGAUUGCGAUAAGACCACUCUCGUUGAAUCUAUUUGCUUUAAUAAUGUGCCAUGACUUACUUGUGCAGUUUUCAUUUUUAUUUUGUCUUGCAGUAGGGUUUUCGACAAUUAUGCUUAAGCCGUUAGUUAGCCUUUUGUGCCUACAAUAAUCUUGGAUUUUAGGACUUGGAAGUUAACUGUAUCAGAAUGUUAUAUAUCCAUUGCCUUAUGUCCUAGUGUAUGUGCAUUCUUUAAUUUUAUACCU
This is a messenger RNA of Erythranthe guttata (spotted monkey flower), 1495 nucleotides long. RefSeq lists its product as uncharacterized. Lineage: Eukaryota; Viridiplantae; Streptophyta; Magnoliopsida; Lamiales; Phrymaceae. Gene Ontology annotation, cellular component: membrane. The record is from RefSeq and is a predicted model, not a curated record.